AUGGCGUUCUCUGAGAAGACCCUCCCGUCCUUCGUUGACGUUCAGGUCACCAAACUGCCCAUGACUCCUCCAGAGUAUGAGCAUCUCGGCAUCCAUCGUAACGGCGGUGCUCAACCUUGGGGGGCAGCUCAUGCGUUGGCUUCUUUGAAAGGAAAGAUGUCCAAGAAGCCUGAAGUCAACAUCGCCAUCAACGGCCACUUCAACUCAAAGGUCUAUACCACCAACUCUGAAAUCUCCGGAGAGGUUGUCAUCACACCUACCAGGACCAUCCGAUUCGAGCAUGUCGAUAUCUCCCUUGACGGAUCGAGCCAGACACGCAGGGAUGGACCAGACAUGACACACAUCACAACCCAUCGAUUCCUUCGACUCGAGAUGCCCAUCGACGACUCCGAAUAUCCUACAUCUCGUGUCCUCGAGGCUGGAAACACUUACAAAUUCCCAUUCAUCUUCAAUGUGCCAGCUCACCUCACCACAAAGGCGUGCAGCCACAGGACCGUUUCGGAUGAUGUUUGGGAGAAGCACAUGUCACUCCCCCCUACGCUCCGCGGCUGGGAGAAGGACGACAUGGCUCCUGACAUGGCGCAAAUCAGCUACAGUGUGAAGGCAUAUGUUCUCACCCGAGCUAAGCACGAUCUCGACAUUGCUCUCGGCAACUCCCAUGCCAUCAACGUCAUGCCGUCAUCUUUCGAGGAGCCUCCUCUGAAUGUCACCGAGAGGGAUGAUCUUUACAAGAUGGAGAAGUCCAAGAAGGUGCGAAAGAAUAUCUUUUCUGCCUCGCAAGGCCGGAUCUCUGCUGUAGCAGCACAGCCAUCAGCCAUCCACUUGAGCAAGGAAGGUUACGAGGCUAGCGGAUCGUCUGUCCCCAUCAGCUUCACCUUUGAGCCAUCCUCCGCCGAUGUGGUUCCCCCUCAGAUCACUUCUGCCUCCGUCAAGAUCCAAGCACACACCUGGUUCCGCGAUCAGCCAAUGCUGAACCUACCAACAAUGGGCUCCCAAGUAGCCAACUUUGGAUAUCCAUGCUCGGUGGCACUUCCCAAAGUCCAGCCUGAAGUCAAGUGGACGCAAAACGUGGAUAUGCGCAACAAGACCUCUCCUGUUUUCCACACUGCCACGGUUGAGAUUCCGUUCGAGCUGCCUACUUCGGAUAAGAUGUUUGUUCCAACAUUUCACUCUUGCAUUAUCUCGCGGGCAUACACCAUCAAGCUGGUUCUUGAGGGCGAUGUCAAGAUUGAUUUGAUGGUUCCAGUUCAAGUGGUGAUGGGUUCCCCUGAUGUUUGA
Molecule: messenger RNA, 1278 nt
Organism: Fusarium sp. VM40
Lineage: Eukaryota; Fungi; Ascomycota; Sordariomycetes; Hypocreales; Nectriaceae
Source: the annotation of a GenBank genome assembly